Mustela erminea (ermine) is the source of this 2336-nucleotide messenger RNA. It is a transcript of the gene SH3BP5, whose product is annotated as SH3 domain binding protein 5. NCBI's taxonomy places the organism in Eukaryota, Metazoa, Chordata, Mammalia, Carnivora, Mustelidae. The coding region runs from base 240 to 1601 and encodes 453 amino acids. The transcript has 9 exons. Gene Ontology annotation, molecular function: protein kinase inhibitor activity. The record is from RefSeq and is a predicted model, not a curated record. Gene Ontology annotation, biological process: intracellular signal transduction; negative regulation of protein tyrosine kinase activity. Gene Ontology annotation, cellular component: cytoplasm.
CAAGGGCGGCCCGGCGGGGCGAGGGCGGAGCGGGCGCCGCUGCGCUGACAGCCGCGGCAGAAAGGGGGCGGCCGCGCCCAUUUCCUCCGCUCAGCCGGGGCCGGCAGGAUCCGCAUCGGCGAGCGGCGCCUCCGGACUGUGCCGGACUGGGGCGAGACGGCUCUGGCCGAGCCCGCGGCGGCUGCCUCCCCUCUGGACGCUCCGAAGUCCCCCGCGCCGUUAGCGUUCUCGCUGCCCCUAUGGACGCGGCGCUGAAGCGGAACCGCCCGGAGGAGCCGGCAGAGCUCCCGCCGUCGGCCCGGGACUUGGAGGAGGAGGACGAGGAAGAGGGGAUGGAACAGGGGCUGGAGGAGGAAGAGGAGGUGGACCCCCGGAUCCAGGGAGAACUGGAGAAGUUAAAUCAAUCCACAGAUGACAUCAACAGACGGGAGACUGAACUUGAGGAUGCUCGUCAGAAGUUCCGUUCUGUUCUGGUGGAAGCAACGGUGAAACUCGACGAGCUGGUGAAGAAAAUCGGCAAAGCUGUGGAGGACUCGAAACCCUACUGGGAGGCACGGAGAGUGGCGAGGCAGGCUCAGCUGGAGGCUCAGAAAGCCACACAGGACUUCCAGAGGGCCACCGAGGUGCUCCGUGCCGCUAAGGAAACCAUCUCCCUGGCUGAACAGCGGCUGCUGGAGGAUGACAAGCGGCAGUUUGACUCAGCCUGGCAGGAGAUGCUGAAUCACGCCACCCAGAGGGUCAUGGAGGCGGAGCAGACCAAGACAAGGAGCGAGCUGGUACACAAGGAGACGGCGGCCAGGUACAACGCGGCCAUGGGCCGUAUGCGGCAGCUGGAGAAGAAGCUCAAGAGAGCCAUCAACAAGUCCAAGCCCUAUUUUGAACUCAAGGCAAAGUACUACGUGCAGCUUGAGCAACUGAAGAAGACUGUGGAUGACCUGCAGGCCAAACUGGCCCUGGCGAAAGGCGAGUACAAGACGGCCCUGAAGAACCUGGAGAUGAUCUCAGAUGAGAUCCACGAGCGGCGGCGCUCCAGUGCCAUGGGGCCUCGGGGUUGUGGCGUGGGGGCUGAGGGCAGCAGCACAUCUAUAGAGGACCUGUCAGGGAGCAAGCCUGAGCCGGAUGCUGUUUCUGUGGCCUCCGAGGCUUUUGAAGAUGAUAGCUGUAGCAACUUCGUAUCAGAAGACGACUCGGAAACCCAGUCGGUAUCCAGCUUUAGUUCAGGGCCCACAAGCCCAUCCGAGAUGCCUGACCAGUUCCCUGCAGCUGUGAGGCCUGGCAGCCUGGAUCUGCCCAGCCCUGUGUCUCUGUCAGAGUUUGGAAUGAUGUUCCCGGUACUGGGCCCUCGCAGCGAGUGCAGUGGAGCCUCCUCCCCUGAGUGUGAGGUGGAACGAGGAGACAGGGCAGAAGGGGCAGAGAAUAAAACAAGUGACAAAGCCAACAACAACCGAGGUCUCAGCAACAGCAGCGGCAGUGGCAAGAGCCAAAGUAGCACCGCCCGCGAGGGCCAGGCCUUGGAAAACAGGAUGAAACAGCUCUCUCUCCAGUGCUCGAAGGGAAGAGACGGGAUUAUUGCUGACAUAAAAAUGGUGCAGAUUGGCUGAUCCAUCCAAAGCCCUGGCCCAAGUGCAUAGCAGUAUUUAUACACAAAACUGUAUGGAGAACAUUGUGCCAAUAAUCAUUUAAUAUAUGCCAAAUCUUAAGCGUUUACUCUAAACUGCACUAAUGAAGUUGUGACCUUGAGGGCUGAAGAGUUUUCUUCUGGGAGAGAGCUCUUGGGCUGAUUUUUCAGAGCAGAGGCGUUGUUGCAGUGGACUGUGACCAGGGUCACAGCCUUUGUGGAAUAUUACCCGUAACAGUGUUAUGGAAGCAAUAACUAGUUCCUGUGAAAGAACCCAAGCCAGGAAAGGGGCUGGGAAGCUGAGCCAAACUGGGGUCAACAGCUUGCUUCUCUUUCCCUUCUUUUACCCUCAAUUUGGGAAAAUGGAGAUGUGUCUCCUUUAUAUCCCAGGGGAUCAAAAUGAAAAAAAAAAAAAUUCAGAAUACACCUUUCUGGGCCAGCGAAGGCUUAAAAAAAAAAUCCAAGAACACAAUUUUCAUCAUCUCUGGUAUUCAGAAGGGCUUUUUAAAAAAGCCUAUAUGUUGGUAUACCCAUUAGAACCAUUUUCUAUAAACGUUACACCAUGAACUGCACUUUUUGGGGUGGGAAAGGUGAAUGCCAACGUGGGGGAUGGGAGGGACGGAGGGUAGCAGGGACAUACCAUAGAAGGCGAUUUGUGGCUGUGGGGGAGGAGAGUCUGUAGCAUAAACCUUAUCCCACCAGCCAUGGGACUUAAGAA